GGCCAACCCCGACCAGUGGUCCGCCGCCGUCCAGCUCCGCCAGCAUGUCGCCCACCGCCGCACCUUCUUCUUCCUCGAGCAGCUCAUCCUCCGCCACGGCGCCGCCAUCCGCGCCCUCCGUAUCUCAGAGGCCGACCGUGGUCUCGACUUCUUUUUCGGUAGCCGUUCUCACGCCGUCAAGUUCGUCGAGUUCAUCUCCGGCGUCGUCCCUGUCCGCUCCCGCUCCGAUAAGCAGCUCGUCUCCCACGAUCCCAAGAGCAACAUCUACAACUACAAGCAUACCUUCUCCGUCGAGAUCUGCCCCAUCUGCCGCGAGGACCUCGUCUGUCUCCCUCCCAAAGUCGCCCAAGCCCUCGGCAACCUCGGCCCCCUCGUCAUCUGCACCAAGAUCUCCGACUCCGUUGCCCUCCUCGACCCCUUUACCCUCCGCUCUGCCUUUCUCGAUGCCAGCCAGUACUGGCGGGCCCCCUUCAAAGCCCUGCUUUCCAGCCGCCAGCUCGUCGAGUACAUCGUGCUCGACAUCGAGGUGGAGUCCUCGGAGGUCACCGUCGGGGGAUCGAGGUACUCUCUGGCUUAUGCCCAGGUGGCCCGGCUGUCGGAUUUCGGAAAGAACGACAACAUCUUCACUGUCCGGACCCAUCUCGGCCAGCUCUUGAAUCCCGGCGAUUAUGCCCUAGGUUAUGACCUCUAUGGGGCCAAUAGCGGCGAUCUCGAGAUUGACCUGCCAGAUGCUCUUCUGAUAAAGAAGAGCUACGAGGAGAAGCGCCGCAACAGAAGUGGAAAGGCUCGACCUUGGAAACUCAAGAGCUUGAACAUGGACGUGGACAAUACCUCCAAGGGCAGAGCUGACGAAGAGAAGAGGAAUAUCGAGUACGAGGAGUUCUUAAGGGACUUGGAGGAGAACCCUGAGCUGAGGUUUAAUAUCUCAUUGUACCGCAACAAAGAUUAUCAGCCAUCGGAGAUGGCAUCAACGGCUGGUGGGGAUGAUGUUCCUUCCAUGCCUUUGGAGGACCUGCUUGCUGAUCUUGAGCUAAGUGAUGGAGAGGAGGAAAAUGAUGAUGCUGGUAGCAUGAUGGAGUGAUUUAUCUGAUCGCAUCCAUACCGCUUGAUCCUUACAUCAUCGAUCAAGGUUUGAGUUGGGCCUUCUUUUAUAUUAUAUAUGCUUUUUUGCCCCAGAAGAUUUGGAAGUUGAAGAGUCUAGCUUGUAGAUGUUGGGUCCUAGGCUUAAAACAAGUUUAGUUUUGUUUUUAAUACUCUUUUUUUUUGUUUUUAUUUUAAGAACUUGAUUAUGUUUUGUCGUAGCUAAAUUUCCUUUUGUUUGGGUUAAUAUUUGUGCUGGACCAUGAGAUCCAUUCUGUUUUGUUGCUUUAUGAAAUGCACAAACACAUCUAUGAAGGAAAAAAGUUGUUUCUUGACAAAAUUUGUGUAAAUUUUAGUUUGUCUAGUCCUUCAUAGCUUUAACUUGUGAU
Elaeis guineensis (African oil palm) is the source of this 1469-nucleotide messenger RNA. NCBI's taxonomy places the organism in Eukaryota, Viridiplantae, Streptophyta, Magnoliopsida, Arecales, Arecaceae. The record is from RefSeq and is a predicted model, not a curated record.